Messenger RNA from Leucoraja erinaceus (little skate), 2023 nucleotides. RefSeq lists its product as uncharacterized. The coding region runs from base 952 to 1887 and encodes 311 amino acids. NCBI's taxonomy places the organism in Eukaryota, Metazoa, Chordata, Chondrichthyes, Rajiformes, Rajidae. The record is from RefSeq and is a predicted model, not a curated record. The transcript has 2 exons.
UUUAUAUAAGAUUUUGGAUAUACCACAAUUUACCUGGAUGGGGCAACCAUGGCGAGCCUUGCCACUUUUCAUUCACUGCACAUCUCGCAUGUGUAUGUGACAAAUAAACUUGACUUGACUUGAUUUGAGUUGACUUAUUAUUGAAUUGGCUUAUAUGAGCCGUAGCUAUUCCAGAAUUUCAAACCAGCCCUGACACUUAAAGAACAUUUCGUCAUGGCAUGUCUAUAUAUUAACGACAAACUAUCCUUGGAAUAGCUAUAUCAGCUGCAUUAGCUACUAACUUAUUUUAGCCUGGGCUCUGUCAUAUUAUCCAGAUAUCUACAUUGACCCCAUCCACAACAUUGUCUAUCUGGUAUUCAUUAAUGCUAUCAGUUAUGGUAACAUUUAACCACCUAUCAACUACGUGGCAAAAGUAAUUGGGAUAGUAGAGGCCCCGGACUGUUGGAGAGUGUGGAGGAGGGUCAAGGCGGUGAGUACUUAAAUCAGCUGCGGGGCUUUAUUUCACAGAGGCACGGGACCGUUGGAGAGUGUGGAGGAGGGUCAGGGAGGUGAGUAUUUAAAUCGGGCGCGGGGCUUUAUUUCACAGAGGCCCGGGACCGUUGGAGAGCAGUGGAGGAGGGUCAGGGCUUACCAAAAUACGUAACGUUCCACACUCCAUAGGGAGGGUUCUGGUGGAAGCCGCUGAUUGGUGGAAGCAGACUAGAGGAAGCAGCUGAUUGGGUGCAACCUCAGGUUAGCAUUUGUGCUUUCUGGUUAAAGGUACAGUGCUUUAGUAAAGGUACAGUGAGCUAAGGGUACAGUGGGCUAAAGGUACAGUGCUUUUUGUUUAUAUAAUAAAGGUGCAGUUUAAAGGUCAAGAGGGAGCAGCUGUUGUGAGUCAGAUACCUGCUGAUUUCUCCCAGCAGUUUAUAUUGUAUUAUACUUGUAUCGGAUCCAGGGUAAGGUGGGAGAAUGACAGUCAGAGCAGUGUACUGUUCUGGAUGUCAGAUGUGGGAGGUCAUGGUGUCGGAUGGCCCUCCAGACGUCCACAUCUGCACCAGGUGCAGCGAGAUGGGGCUCCUAAGGGACCGUAUUAGGAUCCUGGAGCAGCAGCUCGAUGACCUCUGUUUGAUCAGGGAGAGUGAGGAGGUCAUAGAGGGGAGUUAUAGGGAGGUGGUCACUCCAAAACCACGGGAGAGAGACAUGUGGGUCACGCUAAGGAAGGGCAAGGGGCAGAGGCAGGAACGAGUGAGUACUCCAAUGUCGGUACACCUUGCAAAUAAGUACUCCUGUUUGAGUACGGAUGGGGGUGACAGCCUACCCGGGGGUAGCGACAGCGGACGGGCCUCCAGCACAGAGACCGGCCCCUUUGCUCCGAAAGGUAGGGAAAAAAAGAAGAGAGCAAUAGUAAUUGGGGACUCUAUUGUUAGGGGGUCGGAUAGGCGAUUCUGUGGACGCAGUCGGGAGACCAGGAUGGUGGUCUGCCUCCCUGGUGCCAAGGUCUCGGACGUGUCUCAACGCAUCCAAGAUAUCCUGAAAUCAGAGGGAGAGGAGCCUGAGGUCGUGGUACAUAUAGGUACCAAUGACAUAGGUAAAAAAAGGGAAGAGGUCCUGAAGGGAGGAUUUAGGGAGUUGGGAGGAGAGUUAAGGAAAAGGACCAAAAAGGUAACAAUCUCAGGAUUACUGCCUGUGCCACGCGACAGUGAGAGUAGGAAUGGAGCGAGGUGGAGGAUAAAUGUGUGGCUGAAAGACUGGUGCAGAGGGCAGGGAUUCAAGUUUCUGGAUCAUUGGGACUUCUUUUGGGGAAGGUGGGACCUGUACAGAAAGGACGGGUUGCACUUGAACCCGAGGGGGACCAAUAUCCUGGCCGGGAAAUUUGCAAAGGCUACUGGGGAAACUUUAAACUAGAAUGGUUGGGGCGAGGGACUCAAAUAGCGAAAGCUAGUAGACGGAAUGGGAGGCAGGAAGCAGAAAAGGGAAGCACUCGGACAAAGAGGAGAAAGAAAAAAAAGGAAAUAAACAGAGAAUAAGAGACGGGGGGGUU